Molecule: messenger RNA, 1131 nt
Organism: Phytophthora infestans T30-4
Lineage: Eukaryota; Oomycota; Peronosporomycetes; Peronosporales; Peronosporaceae
Exons: 2
Coding region: 1-1131 (376 amino acids)
Source: RefSeq, a predicted model, not a curated record
AUGGAUAACAAGCGCUUCACAAUGAACCCCUUCGGAGAGCUGACACUGUCUGCAAAAGAACGAGCUAAGCUGGUCACCAUCGCUGAUGAACUGGUGUUUGCGAAGUUCGAGGAGUAUAAAGAGCACCUGAACAUUGGCAAGAAAGUCGAUCUCACGCGCUGGAAAAAGUUUUCGAACUCGGGCACAACGACGACGUAUCUCGAGCGGAAGAACACGAAUCCAAACUCCAAGUUGCCUGCUCUGCUCAUGUCUGGCCCGCUGCCCGGUACACUAGACGAGAAUAUGUUUGGUCUCGUCAGCCCGACUCUCGAAGCCAUGCGAAUCAAGUCAUCAUACCUAAACGACUUCAGUGCCGCUGCUGUGCUUGCCAAUAUCGUGGAGCCGUCCGUGGAGGAACCAUUUCGAUCUGUAGUGGUUAAGUGGAUGGAGAUUGACAUUCCCGGCGCCUCUUUAGGCCUCGUACGCAACCGAGACUACGUUUACGUUGAGAGCUCUGGCAUCCUUCGUCUCAAGAAUGGUGAACGCGUCGGCUACCACUUGUUUCACUCCGUCAGCUUUCCAGAAGCUCAGGAACUGCCAAACCGAGUACGUGGCAACAUGUCGUUCUGUGGAAUUUUCCACCAGGAAGGCCCCGAUCGAACAGACUGCCGCGGGACAGGGAUCAUGGACCCAGGAGGGGACAUGAUCCGUGUGAUGGCGGUAAUGGGCAUGGUACAGGCAACCAUGGCUGGCUUAAAGUACUCGUAUUGCGGGCAAAUGAAGAAGUUGACAUGGCUGCUAGAGCAGCGACACACUCAGGCAAAGGAGCGUGGAGCUCCAGUCGCUGAACCAAUGUGCGUGACUUGCUUCAACCCGAUCAAGAACUCAAAGUUCAGUAUCGGCAAGUCCAGUAGCACUUGCAAGUUGUGCUUUGGAGCUCUUUGCGGCACGUGUAAGAUCUCCAAGAAGCUGAGUUUCAUCACUCCAGACCUGGAGCUUGCCCAGCGCAAGGUCAACUUCUGUGUCAAGUGUCUCGUUGAGGCCACUCGUAUGGACACGCUGGAAGCUGCACGCCAGCAGUUCGUCUACAAGAGACGCGUCCAACCAAGUGUAUAUGGCUCAUCCGUUGCAUCUCACGAAAGCAUCACCUAG